This is a messenger RNA of Halichondria panicea, 1221 nucleotides long. RefSeq names its product queuosine 5'-phosphate N-glycosylase/hydrolase-like. Bases 120 to 1148 code for a protein of 342 amino acids. The transcript has 7 exons. The record is from RefSeq and is a predicted model, not a curated record. Lineage: Eukaryota; Metazoa; Porifera; Demospongiae; Suberitida; Halichondriidae.
GCUGAUGAGCCCCUCCCCCCCACGCCUUCUAAUUAUUCUUUGACCGCAUGGCCUACUUUGAAGUGAAGCUCAAAGAACUUUUAUAGUUUAGAAGCUAUCUCUCUGUCUCUGGGUGUUGAAUGGAUGAGUGUGUGCUGCCAGGUGUGAGGGAGUCUGCUCAGUUCAUAGCCAGCACUGCCUCUCACGUGAUCAUUGAGGAGGAUGGUGUACACAGAGCAGCAGAGAUGCUCCUCCCCCACUUGUCGGCCCCCUCUGACCACACCCACUCUCCUGACCCCCUGGAGCCGACAGGUCUCACUGACAGUGAACUAUUAGAGUGGAUAUUCCUAUUGGACACGCUCAACUUCUGCUUCUGGUCUGACACCACCACCCUCUACACUGUUAAUUAUAGAGGUCGUAACUGGACUGGAUAUCGUUCUCUGUGUGCUGCGCUGUGUAGGGCAAAGGAAGACCUUCACCUGCCAGUACACAAGCCGUUAUUUUAUAGCUCUAUUACCAUGGACACAAUGAAGAAGAUAUUCCGUUCUGAUUCCAGUGAGGAGUUGCCGCUACUCGAGGAGAGGAGGACCAACCUCCACCAGGCAGCGAGCGUCUUGAACAAGCACUUCAGUGGCAGUGUGUGUGAGCUGGUCUCCAGUGCUGGGCACAGUGCUCAGAGGCUAAUGCAGCUGUUGGUGGAGCACUUCAACAGCUUCAGGGACAUCUCCACAUACAGGGGACGCUCAGUUUCUUUUCUAAAGAGAGCUCAGAUAUUUCCGGCUGAUGUGUGGGACCGAUUUGGUGGGCGUGGCUUUGGAGAGUUCAAUGAUAUUCACACUCUGACCAUGUUUGCCGACUACAGGGUCCCCCAGAGCCUCCUAUAUAUGGGCGUCCUGACCUACGACUCUGAGUUGCUGAGACGACUGAGGGCGGGGGAUCACCUGGCUGCAGGGGGAGAGAAGGAGGCAGAGAUCAGGGGGUGCUCCAUCUGGGCCAUCGAGCUGAUCAAGGAGCAGAUGAUCUCUCUAGCGAGGGAAGCGUCCCUCCAUUGUGAGCAGACUGACCUCUCCUCUGUCAAGAUCGACUACUAUCUCUGGAACUACGCUAAAACCCACGCCUCUGACAUGAACUCUCACCCCAUACACAGAACAAACACUAUCUUCUACUAGUUUACCAUGUUUGUGCAUGUACAUAAAAUUAAUACUUCCGAUAAUAAUUAUUGUUAUCAAAAUUUUUAAUUUC